Dibothriocephalus latus is the source of this 552-nucleotide messenger RNA. The record is from the annotation of a GenBank genome assembly. Lineage: Eukaryota; Metazoa; Platyhelminthes; Cestoda; Diphyllobothriidea; Diphyllobothriidae.
AUGGCCAACUUCGGACUGACCCUGCUGUUGUCUCUUGGUAUUGCAGCUACCUACAUCAAUGCGGAGGGUUAUGUGCUUACUAAAGAGGACACCCGAAUUAUCGAGGAGGAAAGUGGUUGUGCUGAGUUAACAACGGUUGUGCCGUCAGACUUCACACUUACCAUUGCUGACACCAACGGAGAGGUCUGCCGCAACUAUGAACCCGUGACAUGUGGUGCGAUAAUGCAAUCUUCCAUUUCAAGCCUUUUGCACGUUCUGGUCGCACAUCUCGGAAUCACUGUAAAAGAUAUCCUAAAGCUGUGUCUUUUUCGCGAGGAUAUUGAUGAGCACACUGUGGGAUUCACCGCUAAUGUUGACGGGACUACUGGUGAACGCUACAGCUUCGUCUUCUGCCAGAUUUCGGGCGACGGCGUCGAAUACAUUAUCGACUGGGAGGGUGAGGGUAUGUGCCGACUAUUUCUUCUGCAUCAUACUAAUCUUUUCAAUCAGCACAGGCAAUUAUAUGCGAAUGUCUUGAAGUCACCCCCAUAUACAAAAUCUGCUAAAGCCUAG